Molecule: messenger RNA, 394 nt
Organism: Pelobates cultripes (western spadefoot toad)
Lineage: Eukaryota; Metazoa; Chordata; Amphibia; Anura; Pelobatidae
Source: the annotation of a GenBank genome assembly
CCAAGCUGAGUGGUCGUACCUCGCCAGAGCACCGGCAUACAAUCAAGCAAAACCGCCGAUAAUUAUUCACCACAGACUACUAGCCCACAGAACCGCUCACCACAACAUCCCCGCAAGACAAGCAAUCGGCAGAUGCCUUUUGUGUUCGGGCAGAAAAGCUUGUGGCAGAGCCGAAGCCUACACCAGCCUCAGCUGCACAGACAGGCAACCGCUACAUGCGUUCUGGCCGCCCGAGAUCCCAGCACAAUCCCAGCCCUUCGAGCACAACCGGAAGAGAGAGACAGGCACCAUGGGACGCAGAUCACAGCAGUUGCCUGCAGGUACAGGUCACAACAUCCCUGACAUAGGCACUAUGCUGCAGCACCCAACAACCCAAGCAGAGGUCCACAAAAUG